AUGGGGCGAGGCAAAGGAGGGAAGAGCCGUACUCAAAGGAAGCAUUUCCAGCAAAACAGAGAGAACGUUUGGAACCAGCACCGUCCAGAAUCACUUCCUUCCACAACAAACCCUUACGAUAUUCAAAACCCUGAUUUCGAUCACUAUUACAAGGAGCAGAACAUCGUGUCCCUAGAAGAAUGGGAUUCAUUUAUGCAAGUUCUCAGAACUCCAUUGCCUGCAGCAUUUAGAAUCAAUUCCAGUAGCCUUUUUUAUGCUGAUAUUCGGUCCCAGCUGGAAAAUGACUUUGCACGUGCUCUUCAGGCCAUUGUUCUUGACGGGGAUGAGGAGGAUGCUAUUAGACCGUUGCCAUGGUAUCCUGAAAAUCUUGCUUGGCAUUCUAAUUUUUCCCGUAUGCAACUCAGGAAGAAUCAAUCACUUAAGAGGUUUCAUGAAUUCUUAAAGCUAGAAAAUGAAAUUGGAAAUAUCACUAGACAGGAAGCUGUCAGCAUGGUGCCUCCUCUGUUCUUAGAUGUACAUUCAAAUCACAUUGUACUCGAUAUGUGUGCUGCACCAGGUUCAAAAACAUUCCAAUUGCUUGAAAUUUUACACCGAUCAACUAAAGCAGGAUCAUUGCCUGAUGGAAUGGUUAUAGCAAAUGAUCUAGAUGUACAAAGAUGUAAUCUUCUCAUCCACCAAAUUAAACGAAUGUGCACAGCAAACCUAGUUGUCACCAACCAUGAAGCUCAGCACUUCCCAGGAUGUCAUUUGAACUUGGAUUGUGAUAUAAUGGGUCCAAGUCAGCAUACUUCCCAACUGCUAUUUGAUCGUGUUCUGUGUGACGUACCCUGCAGUGGAGAUGGUACCCUUCGCAAAGCACCUGAUCUCUGGAGGAGAUGGAACACAGGGACUGGAAAUGGACUUCACACCCUACAAAUUUUAGUUGCCAUGCGAGGCCUAUCUUUACUUAAAGUUGGUGGAAGAAUGGUUUAUUCAACCUGCUCAAUGAAUCCUAUUGAAAAUGAAGCUGUCGUUGCAGAGGUUUUGCGGAGGUGCAAAGGAUCUAUUGAACUUGUUAAUGUCUCCAGUGAGCUUCCCCAACUUAUACGUCGGCCAGGUCUGAAGAGAUGGAAGGUUCGUGACAAGGGCAAGUCCUUGGUUUCCUGCAAAGAAGUUGCCAAGGUACGUAGAAGUGCAGUUCUGCCCAGCAUGUUUCCAAAUGGCGGAAGCUAUCGAGAUAUUGACUAUAACAGUAAUUGUGAUGUUAACGGACAUCCUGAAGAUGGUGUUCAAGUAGAGGAGAAUCCUGCGAUGCAUGAGUUUACUGAGAUAGUUUCUGAUUUCCCACUAGAGCUAUGCAUGCGUUUGCUCCCCCAUGAUCAGAACUCUGGAGCCUUCUUUAUAGCUGUAUUGCAAAAAGUUUCUCCUAUGCCAGCAAUUGAAGUAAAACGUAGAAAAGAAGUUAAUAAUCAACAUGUAGAAUCACUAAACCAGGGCAAUGAGGAUGCACAAGUAUUGCAAAUUUAUCCAUCAGAAAGUACACACCAAGAAGUUUGCGAACAAGUUUUCGAUGAUAAUAAAAAUGAACCAAAUGAACCCAACACUGCAGAUUUUAAGUCUAGCCCUGUUAUAGACGAAGAAGGGGAAUCCGAGGAUGCCCAGGAGCCCCACAAUGAAGAAAACAUAGCAAAGAUCACUCCAAGCAAAAGAAAGCUUCAGAUACAAGGCAAAUGGAGAGGUGUUGACCCCGUCGUCUUCUUCAAAGAUGACUCAAUUAUAAAAAGCAUAGAGGCAUUUUAUGGCAUUGACGAGCAGUUCCCACUAGACGGUCACCUUGUAACAAGAAACAGCGAUACAAGCAAUGUAAAAAGAAUUUACUACAUCUCCAAGUCAGUCAAGAAUGCUCUUGAGUUGAACUUAUCAGUUGGGCAGCAACUUAAAAUAACUUCUGUUGGCCUAAAAAUAUUUGAAAGACAAAAGUCGCGUGAAGGUAGAUCCGUCGAAUGUGCUUUCAGAAUUGCUUCUGAAGGAUUGCCUCUUAUCCUCCCCCAUAUCACCAAACAGAUACUAAGUGCAUCGGCUAUAGAUUUCAAGCAUCUUCUCCAGUAUAAAAAUGUAAAAUUUGCAGAAUUUGUCGAUGCCAAAUUUGGUGAAAAGGUGGCAAACCUAAAGCCAGGCUGUUGCGUGAUCUUUCUCGGUGAAGGAAACAAAGUCUCUGCAGAGGCCCUCCAAGUGGAUGAAUCAUCCAUAGCCAUUGGAUGUUGGAAGGGGCGGGCAAGUUUGACUGUGAUGGUUACUUCAAUAGAAUGUCAAGAACUUCUUGAAAGGCUUUUAAUGCGUUUAGACAGGGAAACAGAAAGCGGGUCCUCCAUGCAUGAGGACAAACCAUCUAAUAAUGUAAGAGAUGUAGAACAGGAAUCAAACGGUAACGGCCAAGAUGUGGAAGCUAUUUGA
Lathyrus sativus (Indian pea) is the source of this 2433-nucleotide messenger RNA. NCBI's taxonomy places the organism in Eukaryota, Viridiplantae, Streptophyta, Magnoliopsida, Fabales, Fabaceae. The record is from the annotation of a GenBank genome assembly.